Messenger RNA from Silurus meridionalis, 4983 nucleotides. RefSeq names its product GTP binding protein 2b (gene gtpbp2b). Bases 173 to 1993 code for a protein of 606 amino acids. The transcript has 12 exons. Gene Ontology annotation, molecular function: GTP binding; translation elongation factor activity; GTPase activity. Lineage: Eukaryota; Metazoa; Chordata; Actinopteri; Siluriformes; Siluridae. The record is from RefSeq and is a predicted model, not a curated record. Gene Ontology annotation, biological process: translational elongation.
CAGCGCCGCAUGCGCUGCAUUACGGUGUGUGUGCGCGCGCGUGCUCUCGGUACCAAAGCGUUUCGCCGUUACACCGAAUGAUAUCAGUUUUAGCUUCCAGGACGCCGCUGAGGAAAAAGUGAAUGAGUGAAUAAAGGAAAGGGGACACGGCCCGAGUCCCGGCUUUUUGGAAAUGCAGCCCGCUGAGCGCCGCGGUGACGCGGAUGGAAAAGCGCGCGAUCCCGGGCCCGGAUCCUGUACAGAACACGGACCCAAGCGCAAAUCCCGCAGCAGAAGGAACAGGAGGAGGAGGAGGGGGAAGAGACGGAGGUGCAAAAAGGCCAACGAGCCGCCGCCGUUUCUGCCCCCGGAGGCCGAGGAGGGAAAUAUUGAGUACAAGCUGAAGCUGGUGAACCCGACGCAAUACCGCUUCGAGCACUUGGCCACGCAGCUAAAGUGGCGGCUGCAAGAGGGCCGCGGGGAGGCCGUCUACCAGAUAGGUGUCGAGGACAAUGGCCUGCUGGUGGGACUCACCGAUAACGACAUGAAGGCUUCCAUAAACACCCUGCGCAGGAUGGCUGAAAGAGUCGGCGCUGAUAUCACGCUCUUGAGAGAACGGGAAGUGGAUUAUGAGUCGGAAAAACCCCGUAGAAUCGCUGAGGUCCUUGUGAGGAAAGUUCCCGAUAACCAGCAGUUUCUGGACCUGCGUGUGGCCGUGCUGGGAAACGUUGACUCUGGGAAGUCCACUCUCCUGGGUGUCCUGACGCAGGGCGAGCUAGAUAACGGACGAGGCCGAGCUCGUCUCAACCUGUUUCGGCACCUGCACGAAAUCCAGACAGGACGCACCUCCAGCAUCAGUUUCGAGAUCCUCGGUUUUAAUAGCAAAGGAGAGGUGGUGAAUUACAGCGAGUCUCGCACAGCAGAGGAGAUCUGCGAGAGCUCGUCUAAAAUGAUUACCUUCAUAGACCUGGCUGGCCAUCACAAGUACCUAAAGACCACCAUCUUUGGCCUGACCAGCUACUGCCCCGAUUUUGCCAUGCUGGUGGUGGGUGCAAACACAGGAAUCGCGGGCACCACGCGGGAGCACCUUGGUCUGGCUCUGGCGCUGAAGGUGCCAGUGUUCGUGGUGGUCAGUAAGGUGGACGUGUGUGUGGGCGGCGCUGUCCAGAAGACCGUGCGCCAGUUAGAAAGACUGCUCAAGCUGCCUGGCUGCAACAAGGUUCCCAUGCUGAUCUCCAAUCGCGACGACGCCGUCACCGCCGCCCAGCGCUUCGCCCAGUCCUCCAGCAUCACGCCGAUCUUCACGCUGUCAAGUGUUUCAGGGGAGAAUCUGGAUCUGCUGAAGGUUUUCUUCAACAUUCUGCCGCCCCUCAGCAACAGCAAAGAGCAGGAGGAGCUCAUGCAGCAGCUUACUGAGUUCCAGGUCGAUGAGAUCUACAGUGUGCCUGAUGUAGGGACAGUUGUGGGAGGAACACUAUACAGUGGUGUGUGUCGUGAAGGAGACCGCUUGGUGGUGGGGCCUACAGAUGAGGGGAAGUUCCUGUGCUUAAAGGUGUGCAGCAUGCAAAGGAACCGCUCGGCCUGCAGGGUUCUCCGAGCCGGACAGGCGGCCACGCUGGCACUCGGCAACUUCGACCGCUCGCUGCUACGCAAGGGCAUGGUUAUGGUGAGUCCGAAGAUGAACCCUACGAUCUGCUGGCAGUUUGAGGCGGCCAUCGUGCUGCUGUUUCACGCCAAGACGUUCCGCAGUGGCUUCCAGGUCACGGUCCAUGUAGGAAAUGUUCGGCAGACGGCCACGGUGGAGUGUUUACUCGGCAAGGAAGAGCUGCGCACCGGCGAGGGGGCUGUCGUGUGUUUCCGCUUCCUGAAACACCCCGAGUACCUGCGCGUCGGCGCCAAGCUGCUGUUCCGAGAGGGCGUGACCAAGGGGAUCGGUCAUGUGACCCAUCUGGUGCCGUCUGGACAGAACAGCGCACACGACCAGAACCACAAACCACACCAGAUCCACAACUAGAGAGAUAGAGGGAGAGAGAGAAAGAUAGAGCAUGCAUAAUAAUGAUGUGUCGAUGGAAACAUUUACAUUAAACCUAUUUAUCAGAUGGUUUGGGGCGGGUUUCCAGUUCAGGUGACACGAAUUUAAACUUUAGCUACAAAUACUCUUAAACCAACAAAACCUUUUAGCGAAUUCACACCCUGGCACGCUCACUGCUGAUUGGCUAACAAGCUGUGAUUAUGCAGAAAUCUUUGAAUGAAAACGUAUGCCCUGGGUACUAUGUAAUAACGUUUAACUGUAACAAUGACAACAGGCUUUUUUUUGUUGUUGUUGUUUUUGUUUGCCGUUUCACAGCCAAACAAAAUUGUAGGAACUAUUUAUAAGCUACAGGGAUAUUAACCUAUGAGACCGCUGCUGCCAUAGCAACGAUGUUAUAUAGAAAGAUAGCUAUGUAUUAUAAGGAGGCGAAACAUAUACCGAAUGUGUGAUUUAGUGUAGAGUAUAGACGUUUUAGGGUGUGUGGUUUGGGCACAUCCACAGUGGCCUAAUUCUCCUGUACGGCCUUAACCAUGUGGUUUUUGUGUCACGUCCACUAUGACCUAAUUAUGGUGUGUGCUUUGGAACACGUCCCUGGUCCUAAUGUCCUUAAUUCUUCUCUCUAGUGUUUACUUGCCCCAUACAGUGAAGUAGAUUUGGGCACAACCAUGGUCUUCAUAACAACACUUUACAUUACAGUUUAUAUGGCGAAGUAUUUCCAUGUGAUUUGGGACACGACCACAGCUCGCCUGAUUCUGUGUUUAUUUGCCUUAUAUAGUGAAUAAGAGUGUGCGGUUCGGGACAGUAAUGAUCCGGAUUGUGUGACUUUAGAACGACUGGAAUGUAAUGGCUUUUGUGAUCUGGUUUAGGACACGUCCAUGCUAGAAUCACAAUGAGAUAUUUCUGACAGUUUCAUCAGACCUACGACGUGCGGUUUGGGACAAAUCUGCUGUGGACCAGAAACAGAGUAUAACGGCAUUUAUGCGGCUCGUGCAGAGACCGAGUAAUGAGUAAACACAAUGCGCAGGCCACUACCCCCAGGGCCCCAGACGGUGCUUUAGUGUGAUGUUGAAUGAGAAACACAACCUUUAUGCACAAACCGUGUCAUUAGAUACAGUUGUACAGGUGUAGUGAAGCUGGAGGAUGGAGUUGAGUUCACGAAGGAAAAGUGGACGAGGACGGCAGCAGAACAGUGCACGAGUCACCUGUAGUUUGCGAAGGUAAAAUAUUCCAGAUAAUUUCUAUAAACUGCAUUUGGGAAAUAUUCCAAAAUUAAUUGUUAGUAUAAUUUUGUUGUCAUUUACGUGAAAACUCGCCUACAUGGACAUCUUUUCGACAUUAUUUUGUGUGCAGGAUUCAAGAAACGAUACGUGUUAUGUGAUGGAUGGAUGCACGGUGCAUGUAGGGGGCGUGGCCUCAGUAACCCAGCAGCAAGUGUGUGCUGUGUGCAGGUGAUUGACGAAUUCGAAAGUAGAAUCUCAACUAAAACUGCAUUAAAUUUGGAGGUUUUAACUGAAAUUAUCCUGCAAGAUUUGUUUAUCUCAACUACAUUUCAGUCAUUUUGUCAAUUCCCAGUUUAUUGGCAUUUAAUUCCUAUGGAAAGUUUCCAGUCUUGAAAAUUCCCGCGAUUUUGCAAACCUACUUGUAGGAAAAUGUGAAGGGAAAAGUGAAAAGAAAAAACAUUGAGAUUGGAUUUUGCUUUUUGGAUAUAUAUUUUUGAAAAUGGCGCUAGAAGCGACAUCUUGAAGGGGUUUUAAUUUUGCGUAAUUUUCAAUGCCAGAUUGUAAAACUGUAACUCUGUGAUUGAUUGAUUGUUUGAGUUAUUUUUUGUUAGACAUGAUGCGCUUUAUAUGAGGGCUAUCAGUUGCUUUUUGAACAGAAUUAUCUCCCAUUUUUGUUUUAUUCUCCCAACUUCUGGAGUAACAUGUCUGUCUGUUAUUUCAGUAAAGUAUUGUUUAUAUAUACAUAAUUGAAUAUUCAAAUGAUAUAAAGUGGCUGUGAAAAGUGCGGUCUUUAAUGGUUUUUGAAAGACACAUGCAUGUUCGAUUUAACAUACUAUUUCAUUUAAAGUGUGGAAGAUUUACUUUUACCCAACAAAGAUAUAAAUAACACACGUAUAUUUGAAAAAUCCUCCUUUUGCACGAAUUACAGCGUUACACACUCUGGACACUUACAGCAUCCGGACACUUCGUCUCUCCAAACAGAUGAAAUUCCAGCUAAAAUGUUUUGCUGUUCCACGCAAUUCCACGCUAGUUAACACUCCAGAUGACCUUUUGCUCUCUAAUAACGCUUACAGAGCUUGGACGUAUUUGUCGCUUGGAGACAGAAUUGCAUUGUGUUGAAGUAUGAAAAGGUUGCCAUGUUGGUUCAGGAUUCCUUUCACUUUCAAGUCUCCAACCUUCCCUGCUUCAAAACAACCCCAAACUCUCAAGCGUCCACCUCCUUGUUUGACUGUGGGGGGUUAUGUGUGUUUCUUCUGCCUUUUACUGAGUUUUUUUCAUAGAAACAAAUGGAAAAUGCAUGUGUUUCAAAACAAAACAGAAAACACUUUGUGCUUUUCACAGGCACUGUAUAAUUAUUGAAAGCAAAAUAAUGUUUCUCUCUUCAGGAAGUCGGUAUCAAAACCGGUUUGAUCGAGUUUCAGCAGAGCGGAACAUUUCGCGGACAUUUUCCCGUGCAUGCCGUUGCGUUUUUGUGUUGUGCUGCUUCAUGACGUUUGGCGCAAUUUAUCAGCAAAAAUUGUACUUUGUAGCCGCCUCGCUUUUGCACCCGGUGUUUAUGAUGCGUGUUUUUGUGACGUGUACCAUUUUUAUUUAUUUAUUUAUUUAUUUAUUUAUCCACUUGUUCACAUUUCGUCUCCUGGGGCCUACGGCACAGAGAUUCCACAUUUCACAGGAAAUCUGCGUCUUUGUGACGUGCCCUGUAUUUCAAAACACAACUAGGUUUAAAGUAAUAAAGAGAUGUUUUACUGUGAA